Messenger RNA from Nannizzia gypsea CBS 118893, 954 nucleotides. RefSeq lists its product as hypothetical. NCBI's taxonomy places the organism in Eukaryota, Fungi, Ascomycota, Eurotiomycetes, Onygenales, Arthrodermataceae. Gene Ontology annotation, biological process: fungal-type cell wall organization. The record is from RefSeq and is a predicted model, not a curated record. The transcript has 2 exons. The coding region runs from base 1 to 954 and encodes 317 amino acids. Gene Ontology annotation, cellular component: cell cortex of cell tip; plasma membrane.
AUGUCGCCUCCCAUUCUUUCAAAGCUGUGGCCAGGUCCUCCGGAGUCGAGCGAGAAGGCUCCCGGCCAGGGCUUCCUGGCUCGCCGGCCAGCUAUACCGCACCGUAUCAUGCACUCGCUCAUAUACUUGGUUGCGUUUGUUAUGCUGCUGCUCGUGCAGAUAGGCAAUCUAUCAGACCGACUUGUCCUGCGCGACAUCUACUUUCUCAAGAUUGAUCUCUCCAAUAUCAUUCCUUUGACCGUGCCUAACGCCGUCCUCAUCAACAGUAUUGCUCGAACCAUAGGACUGCACGAUUUCUACCAGGUUGGCCUCUGGGGAUUCUGCGAAGGGUACGAAGACGGCUCUGGCAUCACUCGCUGCUCCAAGCCAAAGGCGAUGUAUGCCUUUAACCCAGUCGAGAUUAUCACCAGCGAGCUACUCGCCGGCGCCACAAUUGUCCUACCUAGUGGAAUCACCCGUGCCUUGAACAUCGCCCGAGUAGCUUCAAACUGGAUGUUUGGCUUCUUCAUCACCGCUACCAUCCUCACGUUCCUCUGCAUGAUCCUUACUCCCUUCUCCAUACCCUCAUCGGCAACCAUCCUAUCGGCACCAAACUAUUCCUCCUACUACCGCGCAAAGAGAAGAGCUGCCCCGAGCAAGAUAGCUAUCCCCAUUGCCAUCCUUGCGUGGGGCGCCUGGUUCACUGCCUCUGCCGGAGCCGCCGUUGCAACAGUCAUGUUCGUCAUCUUCCAGAUCGUCUUCGAGAAUAACGCCGCAGACCUUAACAUUCAUGCCGAGCUGGGCAUCGUCAUGAUGGCGCUCAUGUGGAUCCCCGUUGCGCUCGUUACUAUUGGAUUUCUCCUACAACUUCGCAAGCUGGUUGGCUCAUGUCGCAACUGCUGCUUUUACUGCUGCUGUUGCUGUCUUUUCCCGUCUGCCAGGAAAGCCCAUCAAGAAGCGAAGUUCACGAGGUAG